Messenger RNA from Clupea harengus (Atlantic herring), 1719 nucleotides. RefSeq lists its product as uncharacterized. The record is from RefSeq and is a predicted model, not a curated record. Lineage: Eukaryota; Metazoa; Chordata; Actinopteri; Clupeiformes; Clupeidae. The coding region runs from base 908 to 1705 and encodes 265 amino acids. The transcript is spliced from 5 exons.
AAUAAAAUCUUCACCUGCUCUCGAUUAACCCACAGUGUUUGUCCACAGUUACAGAACUAGGUACAUAUGAAACUAGGACUUAUUAUUAUUGUUUAGCUAUAUGUUUGUCCUGGGCAAACCUUUCUAGAAGUAUUUCAGAUGUGAUGCUAUAGUAUGUGUGUAUACCAAAAAUGGCUUACACCCUUUUUCCACAACAAAUGUUCAUUUAUGUGUGAGAAUGCCCCACACAAGCUCAUACAUGGUUUAAUGGUGCAUUGUGUAAGAUUAAGUGCCAUCUAGUGGCAAGGAUGCAGAAUGCAACCAACUGAAUACCCCUCCGUCACCCUUCUCUUUCCAUGUGUUUAAGAUAACCUACGGAGGCCAUCAGUUGCCAUAAAAAAAAAAAAAGUCCCUCUUUAGAGCCGAAUUCAUGGUUUGUCCGUCACUAUAGCUGGGCUACAGUAAAAACAUGGCGGUGCAACAUGGUGGACUCCGUGGAAACGGAGCUGCUCUCUAUGUAGAUAUGAAGGGAUCAUUUUAAACUGACGAAAACACAUUGAUUCAUUAUAACAGGUGAUUGAUUAUACACUAAUGAAAGCAUUAUGAAUACUAUAUAAAACGUCUGCUAACAGAUCCCCUUAAAUCCAACACACUGUACCUUAAGCAUUGCAUUUGUGUAAUCAAAUCAAAUCAAAUCAAACUUUAUUUGUACGGCGCAUUUCAUACAAGGAGGUAAAUCACAACAAAACCCAUUGUUCUGCCACUUUACUUAGCAACCCUCCGGGAGGGCGGGAGACUAUGGCAACUGACACAACUAAAUUUCGCCAUGGAUAAAGUUAGACUACUGAAGUAAAACAAGGCAGCUAUGUCCAUUCAGACUGUUUAAUAGGCAAAUCUGAGGUGAACUGUCUGUCUGCUUCUGGUGUCAAUGACUUGGUAUCAAAAUGCCCAGGACUCAACAAUUUGCUAUGGAGAACGUCCUGCUGUGGCUGGUCUGCUGCUCUAUCCUGGCAAGAAGGAGAAGAUGGAGACGACCAAUGAGAGAGCUUUCCGUCCGAGACCUGAAGCAGAGAGGCAGCAAAGGACAGAGAAAAAGACCAUGCUUCCGUCCAGCAUACAGCUUGAAGGUAAUUUAUCUACCAACAAAAAACAAAAUAAAAAACGGAACAAAUCAUCAUUUAUCUACCAACAGACAAACAAAAAAACAAAACAAAAACGGAACAAAUCAUCGUUCUGUUUGAUGAUGUUCAACAGGGCCUCAACAAAACCUGUACUUGCAGGUGAGCAUAGCUUCAUGACAACUCACCGCGAGGACUUCCGUGUUGAAGACUUCCAGCCAUAUUCACCUCUAAGGCAGAAAACACCAACAUGGGAGAAGAGAAACAUGACAAACGAGAGAGCACUUGUUACCCUUUAUCAACGGAACUUUCCACCACCCCUGCGCACCCAUCGAAAGUCAACCCCAGCUGUCCCACUACCUGAUAACCUUGGCUUUAACCCCUCUCUCAGGUGUGAGUUCCUAACAGUCCAAAAGGAAACGUACCCUUGUUGGGCCAUCACUGGGGACACCAGACCACAGCAGGAGUACACACGGAGACGUGACACGCCAUCCUCUGGUGGAAACAAGGUCUUGAGUCCCAUGCCCAAGACAACAGAGAAUAUUCCACAAACAGGCUCAGUUACAACAUAUAUGGAUAUGAAGAUUAAGAAAAAGGACCAUUUGUGAAUUAUUACAAGAAU